AAUUGAAAGAGAAAGCAUAUACCGCUAGCUGAGCCUCUCUGGAGGCAGGAACCUGUUUCUGAGUGACUGAGAACCGAGCUUGCUGCUUUUUUUUGCCGGUACAGUUCAGCGGGGAAAGAUCUGCAAGCAGUUUAUGGAGGAGAACUGGAUCAAGGGAUGCACCAUGAGCGGGCAAUUGGACAACUUCAACAUGUUUGGGAGCAACAAGAACAUCCAAGCCAGAGAGUAUCAUGGCUUGAGGAAUCAGGGGUCGACGUGCUACCUGAACAGUGUGCUGCAGGUGCUGUUCAUGACGGAAGACUUCAGAGAGGCAGUGGGCAGGUGUCCGACUGGCCGUGAUGACCGGAUCGAUCGUCAACUGGAUGACUUGUUUGAAACCUUAAAGGAAAGAACAGGAGAAACCAACAGAGUUACUCGGAAGCUGGGAAUUGAUAAAGUCAAUGAACAGCGAGAUGCGGCCGAGUACUUGGAGAAGAUUUUAACUAUGACCAGUGAUGAGGCGUCAAAGAUAUUCGAGGGGCUUCUGGUAAACAAGACCGUUUGUUUGGGCUGUGACCAUGAAAGUGAUGAAGAAAAGUCAUUCUGGAAUCUUCCUCUUCCUCUGAGGUCUUCCUCGGAGGAAAACUACAGUGUGGUGGAAGCCAUUCAGGAGUUUUUCAAAGACUCGCAUUGCACCGAAGACAACCAGCUGUACUGUGAGACGUGUGAAGAAAAACAGGACGCUACUAUUAAAUGUGUGGUCAACCAUCACCCAGAGGUGCUGAUGUUGCUGCUUAAGAGGUUUGAGUUCAACUACUAUCAAAUGUCUUACGUGAAAAACGCCCGUGUGGUGGAUGUUCCCCGCACUGUGCAGAUACCCGAGAAUCAGGCGUAUGAACUCUACGCAUUUGUCGAACAUUUUGGCACUCUGAACAGUGGACAUUACACAGCAACUAUCAUGUCCCAGGACGACGACAGGUGGUAUAACUUCAAUGACUCCAGUGUCAGCGAGCUACAUUACCAUCCAUUUCAGAGAAACAUGAUUAAAAGAUCCCAGAGCGCCUAUCUUCUGUUUUACAGAAAGAAAGGGUCUAAGGAACCAGACAACAGGAAGGUGUCCCACAAAGGAGGUCUCCUGCCAAACAGCAAUGAAAACAAAGUCUGUUCUCCAAAUGCCUACGAAAGCGAUGAAGAUGCUCUAGAAAAUAAUAAAAUGACAGGAAUAAACAUGCCCAAUGCCUUUCUUACAGAGGGAUCAUCUGACUUAUCGAAAACAAGGCUUAAUAACGGAGUUGACGCUAACGAACGACAAUCACACCGUGGCCUCCCCUGUAACCAGGACGAUGGCGAGUUCCGACAGCAAACUAAAAAUGCGUCCAAAAAGCCUUUGGAUGAUGAGGACAGAGUGGAAAGCCAAGGUGAGCCUGAUGUUCAGGUUAAUACUAGAAAAGAUGAAGACAAUCCUCCUAAACGAAGAAAAACGAAUGAGAAUGCUGACAAGAGUGUUCAGGCAGGACUUAGCGGUAGGAAAUCCGGUGAAAUGGUUGAAGGAAACAGGGAGAAGACUGUACGAGAGGCUGAGACGUCAGGCGGUGAUAAACCUGAGCAGGAAAAGCAGGAGCAAAGGGAGAGUCAUGCUAAACAGGGCAAAUACCAGACGAAUAAUCAGGCGGAAAGUGGCUCUGCAAAGCAAAUUAAUCCUGAGCUGAAGGGAUACGUGAACGCAGAUGUUCGCGGAGAGAGAAACAAACAGGUGAAUAAUCGCCCAGGGAAGGAAGGAAGAGGCGAUGUUAAACCCAAUCAGCAGGAGGUGGUAGCCAGGCAGGACCCGAAAAGUUCAAGUGAUGUUCCGCAAGAAAAGAAGCGAGCUAAUAAACAAGAGCAUGACAGUGUGAAAAAAACAGAUGGUAAGGCAGAUGAAAGUGGUAAGAUUACGAGGGCAACAUCUUCAUUGCCAGGGCAAUCAGACCAAUUAGACGAGAAAAAGGUUGUUCAGAGUAUUAAAGAAAAACCCAAAAGCAGAUUUUCUUGGCGCAAUCCUUUUAAAAAGGAUAAAUCAAAGAAGAGGCAACCCAAUGUAGUCAGUCCAAGUGGAGAAGCAGAGAACAUUGAGCCGAACGGUGAUUCAAGUCCCAAAAAGGAGACUGAUGCAACCAUCCAUGAUUUUCACAACAAAAAGGGUAAAGCUGAGAAAAAAGGAAGGCGACAUGAGGAAAAUACCACUAAAAAAGGAAAAAAGAAAUCCUCUCUCAACUGUUUUAGGUAAAUGAAGGAUGAAGUAAAGCAUUCGCACCAAGCAAAGAAUACAGCUAAAUACUUGAAAGACCGUGAUUGUGAUGAACUGCAAGAUAGUUUUCUAUUACUGGUUAGAGAUGAUAAAACAUAAUCACCAAAGACUGAAGUGAUUAUAAUCUGCUUCCCACCGUGUUUCCGCCUGCAUUUAGAAAACUGAACAUCUACAUUUUGCCUGGAACUGUGAAUCACUUUCAAUUUUAACACAUUUAGUUGCUUCAGUGUGUACGUUGUUAAUCAUUUUUGUUCAGCUGGGAUCAGGAUGUUUAACGAAGAAUUGUUUUUUAAUUUAAUAAAUUGUUUGCAGUUUUUUUGGAUCUGGGUGUGAGUGUUUAAAUCUUGCUUCACUUUUCAAAUGUUUCAAACUUUACUGUCCAGAUAAUCACAUCUUUGUCAUACAUUUUGUGUUUACCACAUUUUUUCCCUUUGUCGCAUUUGCAAAAUUAUUUUAUUUUGUUGUAAAAAAGGCACCAAAAUUAGGUUAGAAAAAAAGCCCUAUUUUGUGGAGAAUGAUUGUUUUGGUUGAUAUGUGAAACACAGAAAGCAUACAGAACUAUAUAAUAUAAUAUAGUUGUCUAUUUUUUUUUAAAGAGAUAAAAGAUAAAAUACCUUAUUGUCAUUAUACAUGUGAAACAAACAUUGUUAGCAACCACUGCACACAAAAUAAAGGGAAUAAUUCCAAAACAA
This is a messenger RNA of Fundulus heteroclitus (mummichog), 2958 nucleotides long. RefSeq names its product ubiquitin carboxyl-terminal hydrolase 25. The transcript is spliced from 11 exons. Lineage: Eukaryota; Metazoa; Chordata; Actinopteri; Cyprinodontiformes; Fundulidae. Gene Ontology annotation, cellular component: nucleus; cytosol. Bases 134 to 2245 code for a protein of 703 amino acids. Gene Ontology annotation, molecular function: cysteine-type deubiquitinase activity; cysteine-type endopeptidase activity. The record is from RefSeq and is a predicted model, not a curated record. Gene Ontology annotation, biological process: protein deubiquitination.